Molecule: messenger RNA, 714 nt
Organism: Heterobilharzia americana
Lineage: Eukaryota; Metazoa; Platyhelminthes; Trematoda; Strigeidida; Schistosomatidae
Source: the annotation of a GenBank genome assembly
UAUCAGUCUGGUGUGUUAUUUGUGCAAUGAAAUCACUAUUGACAGAACAAUUCCGAAAUGAGACAAAUCUACAGAUAAUGAUUCAUUUAUAUACACUUAUUGGGGCAUGAAUAUGUGUGUGUUUGUUUACUAAGUCAAAAAGACAUUGAACGCAGCGAAACGUUUUGUCAGCUUCUCAACCAAACCAUUACUGACACAGUGAAUUGAGGAUAGGUUACCCAUUAUGGCCACUUCAAUGUGCUUUCUGAGUUCAACUGGUGUUGUGGAGCUAGUUACAUUGGUUGUACUCAAACGGCUCUAUCCAUGAGCGCUCGUGAACAUGUACCAUCUUGGUUAAGGAAAGGAAUGACAAAGAGAAUCAACAGUGCAGUCUUCUCACAUCUAGUAGAUAGUAAACAUCAGAUCAAGGUAGAUUACGCCUUUUAUGUGGUAUAUCGUGUUCCUAUCAAUCUCCCUAAAGAUGCACGACUUCGCCGAAGCUAUAGGUAUCAACUCAAUAAAACUGGACCUAUAUGUACAUUCACUGUGUCUACCUUGGCCCACAAUACAUGGUCAACACAUUCUUUAUGCACUUUCCUAUCACAAAUUGCACAUUUUCACUUCCAACCCCUUUCUUCUAUAUUGUCAUUACAUCGAUAAACAUUCAUUCUCUUAUCACUUAUCACACUUCUUUAUUCAUACUAUUAGUAGUAGUCAUUUUCAGUCGUGAAAUAA